This is a messenger RNA of Exophiala viscosa, 3365 nucleotides long. Its product is annotated as histidine kinase HHK3. Gene Ontology annotation, cellular component: plasma membrane. Lineage: Eukaryota; Fungi; Ascomycota; Eurotiomycetes; Chaetothyriales; Herpotrichiellaceae. The transcript has a single exon. Bases 479 to 3340 code for a protein of 953 amino acids. Gene Ontology annotation, molecular function: phosphorelay sensor kinase activity; histidine phosphotransfer kinase activity. Gene Ontology annotation, biological process: protein autophosphorylation; phosphorelay signal transduction system. The record is from RefSeq and is a predicted model, not a curated record.
AGGGCAAUCUCAAAUGACCUCGACGCCGUGUCGUGGAUGUUGAAAGAAAGAAUGUGGCAAAGGAUGACAACCGGUGCCGUUGAUGAGAGUGAAAGGCCUUGGGGCCGGGGAAGCCGCUAGUUAAAGCCUUAAAGGUUUCAGUGGACGAUUAGGUUUGAAUCCUGCCCAGUGGCAGUCGAUCAGGCUAGUAAGGGCUCCCGAGGCUCCCGCCAAAACUCUCAAGCGAUGUGUCAAGCGAAUUCCGGGCCUCGAGGGGCCUCUUUUGGCGAUGCUUUUCAGAAGGCCCGGAUUUUCUCGCCUAGACUUUGUUGCCCGCCACAAGUUGAGACCCAUACUAAUACAAAAUGCUCGGCGCAUCAUGUCAGUGCGACCAAGCACACUCCUCGACGCAGGCUGGUACCGAUAAACACCAUCGCGUCUAUGGCAAACACACACCGGAGAAGACGACGCUGAAGGAUGAUACACUGGGACGCUACGGAUGAAUAUGUCCUCAAGCGCAGGGGACUCGGCUGCGCAAGCCUUCUUCCCCCGUGCCGACUCUCCAGCGACCGCCAGAGAUCCUGAUCAAUCAGUCAAGGAACGACCACACAGCGUCGGGCCUGUCUUCGAUCACAAGCAUGCAAACGACCCCUUGCUUCAGUUCGACAGUCACGUCCACGAGUCUGUCUAUGGCAAAGAUCCAACCGAGGCUCCAGAGGCUGCUCCUCCUCCACAACCGGAAUGGCUUCACGAUCGUUACCUAUCCCCCUCGCUAACUCACAACGAGCGCUUGAGGUUGACUGUGCUAUGGUACUACACAAGACUCAUCACUCAAGAUGACCAAUUGAUGACCAAACUGCAAGAUAUGGUAAAAAUUGUGCAAAAAUACAUGGGAUGGGAAUUCGCAAUCGUGGGAACACUCGAUGAAGCUGUCUACACUAGGCUGGCAACAGCGAACCUACCACUUGCCAUCUUGCCUCGACGCGAGAGUACCUGUGCGCAUACUGUCAAUCAAAAACCUGGCAGCGUGUUCAGCAUCACCGACAUGCCAGCCGAUUGGAGAUUCAAGUCGUCACCCCAUGUUGAGUAUGGUGGUCUAAAGAGCUAUGCAGGUACUCAACUGCGCCUCAAAACAGACAAAGGUGAAGAAAUUGCUCUAGGCUCACUUUGCAUCGCCUCCAAUACCGUAGAGAAGCCGUUGACACCGGAGCAGAAAGUAGCUCUGGUCAGUUUCGCGGCUAUGCUCACGAGUGAGAUCGUUAGUACCACGAGACAGAACCGUCUGCGGGCCAAACAAAGCAUGUCCGAGGCACUGAUGAAGCUCCAAGCCCACGAUUAUACUUGUCAAGAGGAAUUCGAAGCAGCCGUCUUAGACGUGGUCCGGGCCAUGUAUUCCUCUGCCAACGUUUCGAUACAGCACUCCACCGAUGAUACAUUGCUUCUCGAAGGAGGUACCAGCCUGCCUUUCACAACUGUCCAGUCCGGUCUCUGGGAGAACACCAGAUUAAUCGAUGAGGCAAUCACAUCAGGCAACCAGGCCAGGCUCUUCUCGACGCAAACAGCCCGGGCUGUGGUAGGCAAUUGUGCGAGGUAUAAUAUUUUUCUCGUCGUAUCAACUAACGAGAUGCAACGUGUCUAUGACGACUACGAUGCCUGGUUCGUCCGUUCAUGCGCCCAAAUGCUUGGAGAUUUUGUUCAACAACAACAUCUACAGGAAGCUCUGCGAGCCAAGGAGGCUUUCUUACGCGGAAUCACACAUCAGCUACGGACUCCGAUACAUGGGGUACUUACUUCAAGCGAGCUCCUAGCAGAGGAGCUGACAUCAAAGCACUGCACUCAGAGAUUGCAUGUUCGGAAUGAUUUCGAGACCGCUUUAUCCUACGUGUCCACUAUCCAAAGAUCCGGAACCGAACUCAUGUCUACUGUCAAUGACAUGCUCAAACUCAACAAUUGGUCACGCCAUAAGGCUCAAAAUAUCAGAGCACAGAGCUACAAUCUCCGCAAUCUGGAAGCUGACGUGAUGGCUGACAUCUUCUCAACAUUCUUCGACCACUAUCACAAAGAUGUGUCAAUAUCGUUCGAAGGCCAUGGUACAGUGCAGGAAAGCAUCGUUUCGCUCGAUCCUGUACUUCUCAAAGACGCUCUUCAGCCGCUCAUACUCAAUGCACUGCACGCUACCACGCACGGCACCAUUACCAUCUCGACCAAGGUGGAAAAUUCGGUACUUCAAUUCGAUAUCGUCGAUACUGGGUGCGGUAUUCCUAUCGAUGCCCAGGCACGAAUUUUUCAAGCUUUCGAAAAAGGUACUCCACAUGCCCGAGGUGCAGGCCUCGGUCUCACUUUGGCCAACCAAGCUGUCCAGCUGCUCGGCGGUACGUUGUCAAUUGUCGCUUCUACAGAAGGCGUAGGAUCCCACUUUCGGGUCGUCGUACCAGGUCUCGUCUUUGCUUGUGGUCCGCGCACGACCGAAGCUCAAGUUGAACUCAAAAGCCUCCCGAAACGAUUUUACCAGCUGCCGGGAUCAGGAGGGACUCCAAUACUCCUUUCGUUCCUGACCAGACAUUUGGUGCAACGAGGUUUCGUUGAGACAGCCAAUCCACAUGGCUCAUUGAUCAUCAUGGAGAAGCCCAAUCCCGAUGGCCUUGGUCUGCAAGUCGUCAAGAGUCUCAAAGACCCACAUACGAUUAUCUGCGUCACUUUGGACGAUGUCUCAACGUCGGGUCAUCUCAGCCUCCUGCAACAGAUGAUUCCGAUUCAUCACACAAUUGCCGUAUCAGGGCCGUUCUAUGCGGGCCGAAUAGAUCAAGCUCUUUUGAUGGCUGACCAGCAGUAUGCUCUCACGUCAGUUGAUAAGAACGUGGCCAGUCCGACGACAGGCAUAACCAAUGCGGCCGCUCUAACGACUGGCGAUCUUGCUUCACUUGCCGCUCUCAGUCUCUCUUCUCCUCAUCCCCUAAAGAAGGCCGUUUCAUCAUUCAGGGCUUUGCUCGUCGACGAUAACAGCGUCAACCUCCGAAUCCUGCGCAUGUACUGCGAAAAGCGAGCGAUUCCGUAUGUCUUGGCUACCGACGGCGAUGAGGCUAUCGAGCAGUUCCAACAGGCAUCCGUCAGCAAUCCGAUUCAUCUCAUACUCAUGGACCUCCAGAUGCCACGAUGUGAUGGACUCAUUGCAACUGCCAAAAUUCGGGCAUACGAGAAGGAAACCGACCUGAAACCAUGCACUAUUUUUAUGGUCACAGGUCAGGACUCACCUGGUGAUCGAUUAAUCUCGAUGGAGGCUGGUGCCAAUGAGUAUUUUGUCAAGCCCGUGAGCCUGAAACGACUCGACAAAGAGAUCGCGAGAUAUUUUAACAAGAGUUGAUGGCGCUGAUCUUGUCAUGAGAUUA